AUGGAAAGCACCACUUUCCCCACACUGACAUUGAUGGUUCUCUUCCUCACUUGUUAUGCUCAGGAGGAUACAGAGGCUCUAUCCUGCCCAGAAAACCAAGAGGGUUUUGACGGCUCUUGCUACGAGUUUGUGGGUCUGCAGCGAUCCUUCCUCAGUGCCCAGGGGUGGUGUGAGCAAGGUGGAGGACACUUAGCCUUCAUCCUGAAUGAUGAAACACAGCAGUUCCUCCAGAAGCACCUGGACUCAGAGAUGGACUGGUGGCUCGGGCUGGCACCUGCAGCUCCAAACCUCACACUCGACUCUGCUGCCACCGAGGGUUCCCUUGCGUGGCUGGAUGGCUCAGAUGUCAGCUAUAGUAACUGGGUGAACAUGCCAGAAACCCAAGCAGCCUGUGGACAUAUCCUGAGACAUUCAGGCUUCCAGUGGGAAGCCACGGAGAACUGCAGCCAGGAACUCAACUUCAUUUGCCAAUUUGAUUCUGGGAGAUCUAUCGCAUGUGAUGGCCAAAAUGCAACAUUGCAAUGCGGUUCUGGUCAAGUUAUAGAGAUAGACGACAGCUUCUAUGGUCGAAAAACAAUUCACUACUGCAGAUCCAAACUUACAUCCUCACCCACAUCCUCCCAGGAGGAGUGCAGCUGGAUAGAUGUGAUAGAUUCUGUAACAGCUCAUUGCCACGGACGGCAGGCUUGCCAGGCUCCAGUGGAUCUGAGCUCUUUUGGUGAACCAUGUCCUGUGCUGGGAAGUUACAUGUCUGUAGAGUACAGCUGCAAACAUGGACUCCACUUGUUGAUGAGUAAGCUGGCAGCUGUCCUUGAUAAUGUCACCGUCACUGUGAAGUGGCUCCUUCAUCCUUUUCAGGGAAACCUCACAUGCACAAUGAAUGCUGGAGAUGGCCACACCAUUGAUCCAUACAGCCCAGAAGAGAUGGAGAGCACUGUGAUGCACAAAUUCAGCCGCCCCGGUGUUUUCAUGGUUCGAGUGGAGUGCACUACCAGUGACUGGCAUGUUACAGCUCAGAAAGCCAUAACCAUUCAGGAGCCCGUUAGAGAGUUUGAUGUCAUUAAGUGCUAUAGCAGUAAUAUGUCAACAGAUGGCACUAAAUGCAAUGUGCGUCAUGGUGGGCCUCUUCAAAUCCAGGUUAUGGUAGAGGCAGGUACAAAUGUUUCCUACACAAUUCAACAUGAAGGCCAUUUGGUUGCAAAUUCGUCAGUGGAGAGAGGGAUCACACCGCACAACAUUACACUGAGUGCAAGUGUGGUGGAGAAGCUUGGACAUGGCUGCCACAACCUGACUGUAACUGCCUCUAACAGGGUCACAGCCCACGCAGUGUCCACUGAUCUGGAGCUGUGUCUGCUGGAGCCCAUUGAAGGCCUGCAGGCCUCGGUGAUAGCAGAAGAAGACACGUGUCCAGACUCUACUGAUCUCAUCAUUGGUGUUUCGUUGGAGAAAGGAGCCCCUGUGGAGCUGCUCUUCAAUCUGACUGGAGCCAGGGACACACUCUCCGAGACCAGACACGUGCUCAAUGGCAGCUUACAAGCUUAUACAUUCUCCAGUCCACUUGAAGGACCGUUGAAGGUGAAUAUACAAGCCGUGAAUGCCUUCUCUGCCUCUGAUGUGGAUGUGGACUUAGAGAACAUACUUUGGGCUUGCCAGAAUGACUUUUCACCGGAUAAACAUCGAAACACAACAGGUAGUGUAAGUAUAGACAACUUGAAAAUAACUGCUACUCCAGACAUUUUGGUUGACUACACUCAAAGUGUCACACUGAGCGUAACUGGAACUGAAUCAUUGCCCAGCAAAGGACUCACAUUUGAAUGGAGAUGUGAAGGAAACUGCAAAUGCACAAACAAAACAAAGGAUGAAACUCAUGUUAUUGAAAAAGAUUGCCUUCCAAAUCCCUUUGAUAUUUUCAAUUACACUUUAACUGUGAGGAGAAGAACCUGGUUUAGGGAAUGGGUUGAUCUGGCUUUUGCUUCAAAGUGCAUCACUGUUGCUCCAAAAGAAUUCACAGAUGUCACCAUCAGUUGUAAUGAUUGUGCUUCGAUUAAUGUCAAUAACCAUGUAAAGCUCAGACUGAGCUGCGUGACAACUUGCCCAGAUGUUGUUUGGUAUAUUGAGGACCUCAAACCUUUGACGGAUGACCUCGAAAAAUGUUACUCCAAAGCAGGAAGAAGGCCACCUAUUGAGAGGCAGGAUGGCAACAUUGAAUAUGUUGUACAUAGCCAACAUCUGAAAGUUUCAAGGGACACAUUGCACAACAUCAGUGUGAUUGCUUAUGGAAAGAGUGAACCAGGUUUUGCCAAGUACACUUUACCAAUACCAGGUGCUGAGCCAACUGAACCAGCUGCAACUGAUGCUCCUGCAGAGCCCAGACCCCCCUCAUGUAGCGUCUCUCCACCGUCAGGAACAGUUCUCGAUGCUUUUGACAUCACCUGCAAAGCAAGCUCUUUCUGCUCUACAGGUUGUUUGUAUUGCUUCAAAACAGACACAGGCAAACAUCUGCGCUGCAGUAACGCAAAUGAGGUGAAAUCGGUCUUCCUGCCUCUCGGUGACAAGAACAACAAUUACAGUUUGUCUGUUGUAGUGACUGUGAAAAAUGACUAUGAGAAAGACACCACAACUGUCUCCACUCAGGUACGAAAAAGCAGCUCCAGUACAACUGUGGAGGCUCUCCAAUCUGCAGUGGAGGAUACUGUGAGUCAGUUAGAGCAGCAGGGUCUUCUCUCUGGUGAGACACUCGGACAAAUGUUUACUUCAGUUUCUGAUAUGCUGAAUACCGAAGACAGCCAAGAUCAGAAGGAUGCAAGGACAAAGCUCAGAAAGCAAAUGCUGACCAAAAUGACCACAAUUCUGCUGGACUCACCCAGCAACACAACUCAGGAAGUGCAAGUGACGGCCAGAGCUGUGGCCGGACUCACCCAGCGCCCUGACGAGCUCAGUCUGGCUGCUCAAGAAGAAGCGGGUUCAUUGUUGGUAGACCUCAGCUCCUCCCUCAACACUAUCAGUGUUAAUCAGGAUGACGGAGAUGACGGAGAAGUCGUGCAAGCAGCUACACCAAUAGUUGAAGCAGCCAGUAAUAUUUUGAAUGCUUCAUCAAAUGAAAAAGUCUCAGAUUUUCUUCUUACUGGAAUAAGCAAUGUUCAAAGUGCUUUGCUGAAUAAUAAAAAGCUGGAUGGAGACCCUGCCAUCAUUGAUUCUGGUCAGAUCAGUGUGUAUGUCAACAGAGUGUCUCCAGAAAAGAUGCAAAUGCAGGAUAUAAAUGUCCAGAAAAACAGCUCCUCCAGAUUUUCCUUCCCCUCACUGCCGGCUCAUAUUGUCUCUCCAGAGGAUCCAGUGGAUGUCAGAAUGAUGAGUUUUGAGAAGAACCCGUAUUCUUGGAAGGAGGAAAACAUCACAGGAACUGUAGGAUCUGUCUCUCUCACCAGAGUGAACGGCACUGUCAUUACUGUAGAGAACUUACCUGACGAGAUUGAGAUCCUCCUACCGAGGCAUGAUGUAGGGCAGGAGAACAGCACAGUCCUGGACCUGUCCAAUUUUAGCACAUUAAUAAUUGACGUUCCCUCGCCGGAUGUAACACUGGUUCUGAAAAUGGAGCCGUCUGAAAACAUCUCUUUCAUGCUAUUCCUGGGAUGUAAAGAUUAUCCAAAUGAUGACAAUUAUGUAGCCAAGACUCAGAUCCCUCUAGAGAAUGCCAAAGAAGAGGAAAAAUACACCUGGGUGCUGAGUCCCAAAGACAGAACAGGAGAAGUUGGAGAGCACUACCUUGUCAUGAAGCCCAUUGUUGAGCCAGGCGUCAAAUCCAUCAAUGCCACUGUCACUGUCAUUUCCAUCGCUGCCCAGUGCAAAUACUGGAAUGAAACAGAGUCUUCUUGGAGUGAAGAUGGCUGCAGGGUUGGUCCGCUCACCACACCUCUGGUCACCCAGUGCCUCUGUAACCACUUAACUUUCUUUGGCAGCUCUUUCUUUGUCAUGCCAAACUUGGUGGAUGUGUCACGCACUGCAGAACUUUUUGCUACGUUUACUAACAAUCCCGUGGUGGUGUGUUUUGUGGGGGCCAUCUUUGCUGCUUAUCUCCUGGUGGUUGUGUGGGCACGCAGGAAAGACAUCCAGGACUCAGCCAAGGUCAAGAUAACAGUGCUUGAGGAUAAUGACCGCUUGGCUGAGUAUCAUUAUAUGCUGAACAUCAGCACAGGGCAUCGGCAUGGUGCAUCCACAUCCUCUCAGGUGACAAUAACCCUGCUGGGCACGGAGGGAGAAAGUGAGCCCCACCACCUGACGGACCCUGAGAAGCCAGUGUUUGAGAGGGGCGGGAUGGACAUGUUCCUGCUGACCACACACUUUUCGCUUGGAGAUCUGCAGAGCAUCAGGCUGUGGCACGACAACUCGGGAGCACACCCUGCAUGGUACGUCAAUAAAGUAAUGGUGCAGGAUCUAGAAAGUGGUCAGAAAUGGCACUUCCUGUGUAACUCCUGGCUGGCUGUAGAUGUGGGAGAGUGCUCUCUGGACAAGGUCUUCCCAGUAGCCACAGAGAUGGAUUUGAAAAGGUUUAGUAACCUGUUCUUCAUGAAGACAGCCAAGGAUUUCCGGGACGGCCACAUCUGGUUCUCUGUCAUUAGUCGGCCUCCCUGCAGCACGUUCACACGUGUGCAGCGAGUGUCCUGCUGUUUUUCCCUGCUGCUGUGCACCAUGUUGACCAGCAUCAUGUUUUGGGGCAUCCCCACUGACCCCUCUGAGCAGACAAUGGACCUGGGUCACAUCGAGUUCACCUGGCAACAAGUUAUGAUUGGCCUUCAAAGUUCAAUCAUCAUGUUUCCCAUCAAUCUCCUUAUCGUGAGUAUCUUCAGAAACACUCGUCCCCGAGAGAGGGGGGCCAAAACGGACAUGUCUAAACAAGGAAAGACUGGUCGAGUUUUUCCCUCACAGACUUCUUCACCUCAGAAAGAGCUGAAAGAUAUCACACCAGACACUGUGAUCAAGGACAUAAAGAGAAUUGCUCAGUCACUCUCAAAGGCCAUGAAGAGUCCACUGCCUCACUUGGAGCUCCGGCCUGGGCAGCAGGCGGACAUCAACACUCUGCUGUCUCUGGUGGAGGACAUCAUUAGACAGCAGAACCGUGCGGCUGGAGACUUCUACACUGACGCCUCCAAGAGGGAUCGCUCGAUGAUUCUCAGUUUACGUGCAGUUAAUCUACAAGAAAACAGUGUGUGGACGAGCCCCGAGAAGACUUCAGAUGAAUUUCAGAAGAAGAGCAACAACAACAGUCAAUACCUCUACAAGCAGCUGCGUCAUGUUGAGAAGGAGCUGGGUUUGUUGGAACCUUCUCGUUUUCCAAACCCAGAUAGCUACAACCGAGCCAUGCAGCAAGUUCAGGGAAUGAAGGGUCUUCUGGAGUUCCACCUUCCCUCGUCCAGCCUGGAAGGUGACCAGCUGGACCGCAGCCCCAGUCCAGAAGAGAGCAUCAUCGGAGACUCCACCAAGAAGUGCUGUCAAGGAGGGCUGCCGUGGUGGUUUGUGUUUGUUGGCUGGAUACUGGUGAUCGCAACCAGCGGUGUGUCAGGAUACUUCACCAUGAUGUAUGGGCUGACUUAUGGGAAAGACCGCUCUAUAGGCUGGCUUAUCUCCAUGGUGGUCUCCUUCUUCGAGAGUCUCUUUAUUACUCAACCUCUGAAGGUUCUUGGUUUUGCUGCUUUCUUCGCUCUUGUUCUGAAGAAUGUUGACCAGGAGGAGUAUGGAGAGCCUCAGAUAGAUGAGAGUCUGAGAAACACAGAUGAUCCUGAUGCGGUGCGCGCAGCAAGAAGAGACAGCACAUGUAGUUUCUAUCAGCCUCCACCUCCCACUGACAUCGAGAGGAUAAGGAACAACAUGAUUAAAGAACAGAAGGUCUUCGCCCUCAUAAGGGAGAUUCUUGCCUACAUGGGAUUUAUGUGGAUGUUGCUGCUGGUGGCGUAUGGUCAGAGAGAUCCCAACGCUUACUUUCUGACCCAACACAUUCGACAGAGCUUCAGCAAAGGGAUCUCAGACAGUAUGAGUAUUCAGGAUGUGCUCAACUGGGCGAACACAACUCUGCUGAGCAACCUGUUUGGAGAGCACCCAGGAUUCAUCACAGAUGGAAACUCCAAGCUGGUGGGUAACGCUCGUCUUCGCCAGCUGAGGGUGCAUCAAAACUCGUGCGUUGUGGCUCCCUCCAUGCAGCAGUCUGAGCGGGACUGUCACGCUCCGUACUCGUGGGAGUUGGAGGACAUGGGCUCCUACAGUCCAGGCUGGAGCCGCUCUGUGGGUGAUAACGCCUCGCUGAAUCUUCACAGUCCAUGGAUGUACCAGUCCCAGGGUAAACUGAGGGCCUUCCCUAUCUGGGGAAGCGUGAUGCUCUACAGAGGAGGAGGGUUUGCGGUGGAUCUAGGGCCAGAUUUACAAAAUUCUAGAAGAUCCCUUCAGUACCUUUAUGACAACACCUGGUUUGAUGUGUACACCCAAGCGGUCUUUGUUGAGUUCACUGUGUACAAUGCCAACGUCAACCUCUUUUGCAUUGUCACACUCAUGCUAGAGACCACAGCCAUAGGAGCUUUCCAGUUCCGCAGUGAGCUGCAGGGUGUACGUCUUUACCAGUCGACCGGUGGCCUCCACAUCUUUGUUAUGGCCUCUGAAGCCAUCUACUUCCUCUUCAUCAUCUAUUACAUGUUUGUCCAGGGAAAGCUGAUUAAGCAGCAGAGAUGGGCUUAUUUCAAGAGUAAGUGGAACCUGCUCGAGAUGGCGAUUAUCAUCCUCAGCUGGAGCGCGCUGUCUGUCUUCAUCAAGAGGACUUUACUGGGAAAGCGGGACAUAGAGUACUACCAAAACAACAAAGACCAAUACGCCAGUUUCCAUGAAACAGCCAAGGCUGAUGCGGUGCUGGGGUAUCUGAUUGCCUUCCUGGUGCUGCUGGCUACAGUCAAACUGUGGCACCUGCUGAGACUGAACCCAAAGCUGCACAUGAUCACAGCCACACUGCAGCGAGCCUGGACUGAUAUCUCAGGCUUCCUGGUGGUCAUGACCAUCAUGUUUCUGGCCUACUCCAUCGCUUCUAACCUGAUGUAUGGGUGGAAGCUGUACUCCUAUCGGACUCUGCUGGAUGCUGCACAGACCAUGGUCAGCCUACAGCUUGGCAUUUUUAACUAUGAAGAGGUUCUGAAUUACAAUCCAUUGCUUGGAGCUUUCCUCAUCGGCUCCUGCAUUGUGUUCAUGACCUUUGUGGUGCUGAACCUCUUCAUCUCUGUCAUUCUGGUGGCAUUCAGUCAAGAGCAGAUCCAUCACAAGCCAUCAGAAGAGGAUGAGAUUGUGGACCUGAUGCUGAUGAAACUCUUCUGUUUGUUUGGACUUAAAUGUAAGAAAGAAGGUGGCGACUGCCUCACCGAGGGCCCAGUUGUUUCAUCUGCUUCAAAUAAUGGACUCUCAACGAUUUCUUCUGGGGAUAUGUAUGAGGGUUGACAUGUUCUCACAGAAUGCUUUGCUUCAGUUUUUGCUUUUGUUUCUUUGUGACUGAAUAUUAGCCCUUGCAAGUCUGUAAAUUAUUAGUGUUUCUCUCUACUGCUGCAGAUCUGUCACUCUUGUAGAAGAAGCUAAAACACUGAGAGAAAGUAGGAACUGAGGAUGAUCCUUAUGUUAUGUUAUUUAUGACUAAAUAUUGUACAAUUUGCUUUUAUUCCAUAAAAUAAUUAUUCGUGGAUACUAGUGAAACAUUGUAUUUGCAUAAAUCUGACGAAUCUUUGACAGUUGCUUAUUAUCAAACAAGACCAAGCUUUUGUUAUCACUCCAUAUGACUAGUAAAAUACAUACAGUAUAUUGAGAACUUACACCUAGACAACAAACACAAGGUGGCUGCAUACAAUAAAAGAGAUAAAACUACAGUUCAGGCACAUGUUGCUACUACCUCUGGAUGUUAUCAGAUUCAACAAUAUAUCAUUUUGCUGUAUUUAUAUAGUUAAAAUAGAUAGUAAUGUGUAAUACAAUCUGGACAUCUGUGAACCAUAAACAUUAGUAUACACUUGA
Messenger RNA from Sander lucioperca (pikeperch), 8025 nucleotides. RefSeq names its product polycystic kidney disease protein 1-like 2. Gene Ontology annotation, molecular function: carbohydrate binding; calcium channel activity; protein binding. The record is from RefSeq and is a predicted model, not a curated record. Bases 1 to 7464 code for a protein of 2487 amino acids. Gene Ontology annotation, biological process: detection of mechanical stimulus. The transcript is spliced from 41 exons. Gene Ontology annotation, cellular component: membrane. NCBI's taxonomy places the organism in Eukaryota, Metazoa, Chordata, Actinopteri, Perciformes, Percidae.